Messenger RNA from Rotaria socialis, 2844 nucleotides. The record is from the annotation of a GenBank genome assembly. Lineage: Eukaryota; Metazoa; Rotifera; Eurotatoria; Philodinida; Philodinidae.
AUGUACUCAUAUACCCCGACACAAUUAUUUUCGAUGCAUCCGCAUCAGUAUCCUCUUCACCAGGCGGUGUAUAUUCAACAGCAACAAGAUGCAAAUUUAUUAUAUCAUCAAUACAACCAAUUGAAUUCUAUACAAGCUGCUUAUUCUACUCCGGCUCUUACGUCUCUUGCCUAUACACAACAAGCAAUGAACCAAUCACAACAACAACAACAACAACAACAACAACAACAAUUAUAUAGAACCGAUCAAUUAGUACCACUAUCAUCAGCACAAAUGCCCACACCUAUCCAACAACAAAUUCAACAGCAGGUUCAACAGCAAAUGCAACAACAAAUACCACGGUCAAGUCCCGUUACUAUGAGGCCACUCUCGUCAUCAGAUGCAUGGAUACCGAAUAAUUCAAUGCCACAAAAUCAAGAUAUAAUUCGUUCCUUAACACAUGCCUUUUCUCAGCAAAUGGUCAAUGUGUCCCCGUAUAAUCAGCGUACUAACAGUAUCAGUAGCAAUUCAUCCGCAUUACCUUUAAGUGCAUCAUAUGAAUCACCUGCAUCAACUCUUUAUCAUUUACAAAAUCAAAACCAAAAUCAACAGCAGUCAGUAUUGCCACAACCGCAACAUCAACCACCAACAGCAUCACCGCCAACACCAGAAGACUAUACACGACGUCAACGACUCCAUAGUGGUUCAAGUUGUUAUGAAUCAGAUUCAGCUGAUAUAUCUAGUGAUGACGAAGAUGAAUUUGGGUGGCGACCAACUGGCUCUAAAACGUUUCGAACAAUAUCGUCAAUGACAAAGUCUCGAUCGAAUUCAGCGGGUCGAUCAGAUCCAUCAACGACUGAGAUAUAUUCUAAUGAUAUUUAUCAAAAAUCAAAUAGUACUAAUAAUAAUAGCGGAAUUUUUCCUUCUAUUAACAAGAUGUAUCGUUCAUCCAGUAAAAAUAACAAUGGUACUUCACGUCCUAAACUUGUUCAAUAUAUUGAUGAUAAUAUUAUUGGUAAAGAUUAUAUUUUUAAUGGACCAUGGGGUUUAAGACGAAUGAUCUAUUGUGAUUAUACUGCAUCGGGUCGUCCAUUGGAAUUUAUUGAGGAUUAUCUUCGAAAUUAUGUACUUCCUUUAUAUGGCAAUACACAUAGCGAAACAAGUCUAUGUGCUCAGCAAGCAACAAGGUUUCGUGAAGAAGCUCGCAAUAUAAUAAAAAAAUCGGUUAAUGCUACAGAAGAUGAUGUUUUAUUAUUUACUGGCACUGGUUCAACGGGCGCUGUUCAUACAUUAGUUAGCAAUUUUAAUUUUAAUGAUGUAAAUAGUCGAAAAAACGCAGUUGUUAUGGUCAGUGCAUUUGAACAUCAUAGUAAUAUAUUGCCAUGGACUGAAACAGGUGUUGAAGUAAUUCGAAUACCAACAACACAACAAGGCAUACUUGAUUUAUCAGUAUUAAAAGCAAAAUUACAACAUUAUUCGAAUUUAAAAAAACUUAUUAUUUGCUCAUUGAAUGCUGCUAGUAAUAUAACUGGUAUUUAUACCGAUGUUGAUACUGUAUCAACAUUGGUUCAUUCAUAUUCGGGUUUAAUGUUUUGGGAUUAUGCAACAGCUGCACCUUAUAUGAAAAUUGAUAUGAAUUCAUCGGCAACUGCUUAUAAAGAUGCAGUAUUUAUUUCCACGCACAAAUUUCUCGGUGGUCCAGGAACACCUGGUAUUUUGAUUGCUAAAAAGAAUUUAUUUAGCUUAAAACCUCCCAAAUCAUGUGGCGGUGGUACAGUUAAUUUUGUGACUCGCACAUGUCGAGAAUAUAAUUAUGAUAUUGAAAUACGUGAAGAAGGCGGCACACCAGAUAUAAUCGGAUGUAUUAAAGCUGGUCUUGUUUUUCAAUUGAAAGAUUCUAUUGAUUCGAGCUAUAUUCAAGCACGUGAAGAGGAAUUAGUGAAACGAUUUUAUCGACGUUUCAAGAAAAACGAAACAUUAGUUCUUCUUGGCUCUCAAACAGCUGCACGCUUGCCAAUAUUUUCAUUUUCGAUUUAUAUACCUGGUGUAUGCAAAUAUUUGCAUCAAAAUUUAGUUUGUCUUUUAUUCAAUGAUUUAUUUGGUAUACAAGUACGAUCUGGUUGUGCUUGUGCUGGACCUUAUGCACUUGAUUUAUUAAAUAUUAAUGACGCAAAAACAGAUACCUACUGUUUGUUCAUGACAGAAAAUACCAAUGCUCGAGGUAACGAAGGUAUUGUUCGAACUAUGAUGAUGAAACCCGGUUUUACACGUCUUAAUUUACCUUAUUUUUCAACUGAUGAAGAAAUUGAUUACAUUUUCAAUGCUAUAGAAUUUAUUGCUGCACAUGGCUGGAAAUUUUUGCCAUUGUAUACAUAUGAUCCAACAACAGCUUCAUGGUCGCAUCGUAAUGAUUUUCAACUAGCUCAAUCUAGUCUUGAGGAUAUAAGCUAUAAAUCUGGGAAAAUGCAAUAUUAUGGCAAAAAAGUUGAUUUAUCAUCAACACGUGGAGAAAAACAUUUUCCUGAUCCUUUACGGGAAGCGAGAUUACUGGCUGGGAAUGCUGUAAAAUAUGCACUUGAAGUGGUGGAUUAUACAUCGGAUCCACCAUUGAAUAUACCCGAUAAAUAUCAACAUAUGGUUUGGUUUGCAGUACCGAUUGAUAUUGCUUUGAUGUUGCUUAAGAAAAAAGAAACAGGACAAGAGCCCCAGUGUGAUGUUAAUUCAAUUCCAUUUAUACCUGACGAGGCCAAGAAAAAAAUAUUGGAUUCAAUGAAAACAAAAUCAAUCGAAAAUACGCGUGAUGCAUCAGCGAAUAGAAAAAAACAUAAUGCGAAGCGGGACCCAACAACAUCGCAAACUCGAUAA